Molecule: messenger RNA, 2250 nt
Organism: Rhododendron vialii
Lineage: Eukaryota; Viridiplantae; Streptophyta; Magnoliopsida; Ericales; Ericaceae
Exons: 3
Coding region: 309-2033 (574 amino acids)
Molecular function (GO): protein binding
Source: RefSeq, a predicted model, not a curated record
GCCUAUAGGGGGAGAAGUCCGUAGGCCACAGCCCUCUAGAGUCUAGAGAGAGAAGGGAAAAAAAAAAGAGGAGAGAGAACCAUCGGUGCCAGCGAUGAUAUUGAAGGAUCAAAGCUUUCUCUCACAGGUCAAAGCUGGCAUUUGAUUUAAGCAGAUUUGUUGUCCUCUCUUCUCUCACCACCAAACUCAUUUUUGGUUUUAAACCAUCCUCUCUCUCUCUCUCUCUCUCUCUGGAAUGUGAGACGUAUACACACGAAUCCUCAAUAUAGGGAGAGGGGGGUAGAGAAAUUGUAUUUGAUCCUUGAACAAUGACAAUGGCUACAUCCCCAUCUCUGGCCGGAGGAGAAAAAAAGCAUUGGUGGCUUACCAACAGAAAGAUUGUGUACAAAUAUGUGAAAGACGCAAGACUCCUCAUAGCGACUCAGGAGCAGAGCGAGAUCGCGUCGGCUCUGAGCCUUUUAGACGCGGCUCUUGCGCUUUCGCCCAGGCUGGAGGUGGCUCUGGAGAUGAAAGCUCGAUCCCUGCUCUGUCUCCGGCGAUUCAAGGACGUGGCCGAUAUGCUGCAGGACUACAUUCCCAGCAUCAAGAUUGCCUCCGAAGAUUCGUCGUCGUCUCUCUCCUCGGAAAACUCGUCGUCGUCGUCUCAGCAGCUAUCGAAAGAGCGAGUGAAGCUUCUUUCUUCCCAUAACUCGCCGGAGAGAGAGCAUCAUCCCUCUUUCAAGUGCUUCUCUGUCUCGGAUUUGAAGAAAAAGGUCAUGGCUGGUCUCUGUAAAAGCGUCGACAAAGAAGGGCAAUGGAGGUACUUGGUUCUGGGCCAAGCUUGUUGCCACCUGGGUCUGAUGGAAGACGCCAUGCUCCUCCUCCAGACCGGUAAACGUCUCGCCACCGCAGCUUUCCGCCGCGAAAGCAUCUGUUGGUCGGAAGACAGCUUCUCCAUCUCAGAAUUCCCACUCUCCGGGAGCGAAACAAUCCCCGUGUCCAACCAACCUCCGUCACCCCCGAAAACAGAACAAGAGAGCAUCUCCCAACUGCUCAGCCACAUCAAGCUCCUCCUCCGCCGCAAGACAGCCGCGAUUGCCGCCCUUGAUGCUGGACUCUACGCCGAAGCAAUCAGGCACUUCUCCAAAAUCCUCGACAGCCGCCGAGGAGCCCCUCAGGGGUUCCUCUCCGAAUGCUACAUGUAUAGAGCAUCUGCUUAUAAAUCCGCAGGCAGAGUUGCAGAGUCCAUUGCAGAUUGUAAUCGGACCUUAGCUUUAGACCCGACCUGCAUUGAGGCACUCAGCACCAGAGCCUCACUCUUCGAGACAGUGCGAUGCUUACCGGAUUCUCUGCACGAUCUCGAACACUUAAAACUGUUGUACAAUUCGAUUCUUCGCGACCGGAAGCUCCCUGGACCUGCCUGGAAAAGGCACAAUGUGAGAUGCAGAGAAAUCCCUGGAAAACUGUGUACAUUAGCUGUUAAAAUUCAAGAAUUGAAGCAGAGGGUUGCUUCGGGGGAAACAGGCAAUGUGGAUUACUACGCAUUGAUUGGGUUGCGACGGGGUUGUUCGCGUUCAGAAUUGGAGAGGGCUCAUUUGCUGCUCACAUUGCGGUACAAGCCGGACAAAGCUAAUAGUUUUAUUGAUAGGUGUGAGUUUGCAGAUGAUCGUGAUGUGGAUUCGAUUAGGGAUAGAGCGAAAAUGUCAGCAUUGUUGCUGUAUAGGUUGAUUCAGAAGGGUUACACGAGUGUUAUGUCAACUAUCAUGGACGAAGAAGUGGUCGAGAAGCAGAGGAAGCAGGCUGCAGCCACUUUACAAGCGGCCGCAGCUAUCCAAGUCAAACAAGCCCAUGAACAAACCAAAUUAGAAGCAGAGUUGAGUGCAGCUUCAGAGGUUUUGGCUUGUAAUCGGAUGGAAAACAAAGGCACAACACCACCACCGGCAUCAGUGUAUCAAGGGGUGUUUUGUAGGGACAUUGCAGUAGUCGGGAAUUUGCUAUCUCAGGUUGGGUUUAACCGUCCAAUUCCAGUGAAAUAUGAAGCAUUAAGCUGCUGAUUGAUCACUCUCCUGAUCUUCAGCAUCACAAUCAUUGACGGUCUGAUGUUACCGGCGGGAGAAUCUGAUUUCUGUGUUUGUACAAAAAUGAAAACUUUCCAAUGGUAGCCGGGAAAAUUUUUGUCGCUAUUAUCUCUUCAUCUAUCUAUGUACAGAGUUAAAUUCAGUACUUUGGCUCAAAUUUUUUUCUGUUUGGACAUUAAAUAUUUGGGUGCCA